AUGGCCGAAAUUGCAACCGCGAUCCGUCAGGGACUUGGUCCCACUGCAAACGAAGUGGACCCCAUUAUCAUAGACUAUGUCGUUAACGUCUUAAAGGAUGAGACGUUUGACUUCGGUCUGCGCGGCGACCUCGCAUACGACGCCGUCGGUCCGCUCCUUCUCAACGUCGGCUGCUUCCCGGACGCUCCCUCCGCGCGCGCCUUCUUCCAAACCCUAGCCGCCAGGUUCGGCGACGCGCAUGCCGCAGCCUCGACGGAGAACGUGCGGAGCCUGCAGGCGCCGCUGCGCAUGGGGGAGGGCAUGGCGGAGCAGGCGCUGCUGGGGGAGGGGAAGACGGGGGUGAUUCAGGCGGUGGCGGCGGAGGGGGAGGAGGAGUCCAUGUAUUUCGUGACGGAGCGCGAUCUUCGCAAGCUCGAGCGCAACAAGCGCAAGGAGGAGCGCCAGCGCAUGGACGCGUACGAGGCGCACGUGAAGGAGAGCGAGUCGAUACUUGCGGCAAUGCCGCUGGUGACGGUGUCGCAUGGGGGCGAUGGCAUGGAGGGCGGAGCGAGGGACAUCCAUCUCAGCAACUUCACUGUCACCGUCGCGGGCAAAGAUCUUAUCAGCGACGCCUCUAUCACUCUGGCUUUCGGCAGGCGAUAUGGGCUGAUCGGGCGCAACGGGACAGGCAAAACCACGCUCCUAAAGCACAUGGCGAUGCAUGCCAUAGACGGCAUCCCGCGCUCGUGCCAGGUGCUGCACGUGGAGCAGGAGGUGGUGGGGGACGAUACCUCCGUCCUACAAUGCGUGCUCAGUGCCGACCUCGAACGCACAGCGCUUCUAGAGGAAGAGAAGCAGCUUCUAGCGAGGAAAACCGGUGGGGAGGAUGGGGAGGCGGGUGGGGAGGGGGAGGGGAAGAAGCGGGAUGGGGGAGGGGCGGAGGCGGGUGCAGGGGAGGAUGAGGCGGCGGCGAAGCGGUUGGCGGAGGUUUAUAAGCGGUUGGAGGAGAUUGAUGCGUAUUCUGCAGAGUCCCGGGCUGCUUCCAUCCUUGCUGGCUUGAGUUUCAGCAAGGACAUGCAGAACCGAGCCACACGGACCUUCUCAGGAGGGUGGCGCAUGCGAGUGUCCCUCGCCCGUGCCCUCUUCAUCCAACCCGACUUGCUGCUGCUGGAUGAACCCACGAAUCAUCUGGACCUGCACGCAGUGCUAUGGUUGGAGGAUCACCUACUCUCGUGGCCCAAGACGCUGGUGGUGGUGUCCCAUGCGCGCGAGUUCCUCAACACUGUUGUCACGGACAUCGUUCACCUGCACAACCAGAAACUCACCACCUACAAGGGCAACUACGACACGUUUGAGAAGACACGCGACGAGCGCAUCCGCAACCAGAACAAGGCGGCCGAGGCCAACGAUGCCAAGCGCGCUCACAUCCAGGCCUUCAUUGACAAGUUCCGCUACAAUGCCAAGCGCGCCUCCCUCGUGCAGUCGCGAAUCAAGGCGCUGGAGAGAAUCGGCACUGUGGAUUCUGUGGUGGCAGAUCCCGAGUACCGCUUUGAGUUCCCCACGCCAGAGGACCGGCCACAGGCGCCCAUCAUCAGCUUCACCGAUGUGUCCUUUGGCUACCCUGGCGGGCCUCUGCUCUUCAAGAACCUCAACUUUGGCAUUGACCUUGACAGCCGACUUGCCAUCGUGGGCCCCAACGGCAUAGGCAAGACCACGCUGCUCAAGCUCAUAUCGGGCGAGCUCAAGCCCACCUCCGGCACUGCAUUCCGCUCCCCCAAGGUGCGCAUGGCGGUGUUCGCCCAGCACCACGUCGAUGGCCUAGAGCUCUCCAAGUCGCCGCUGCUCUACAUGGCGCACUCCUUCCCGGGAGUACCGGAGCAGAAGCUGAGGGCGCAUCUGGGCUCCUUUGGGCUGGGAGGCAAUCUAGCACUGCAGCCCAUGUACACGCUGUCAGGAGGGCAGAAGAGCAGAGUGUCCUUCGCUAAGAUCACAUUCCACAAGCCGCACAUUCUGCUGCUCGACGAGCCCUCCAACCAUCUGGACAUAGAUGCAGUGGAGGCGUUGAUCCAGGGCCUGGCUCUCUUCCAAGGCGGUGUUCUCAUGGUGAGUCACGACGAGCAUCUGAUCAGUGGCAGUGUGGACCAGCUAUGGGCGGUGGACAAGGGAGUGGCUAAGCCCUUCAACGGCACCUUCAAGGACUCGUAUGGAGCCGUAUCAACCGGGACGACCAUUAUGGGAGUGGCGUACGAUGGGGGUGUCGUGCUUGGCGCUGAUACUCGGGUUACCACAGGCACUUACAUCAGCAACAGAGCGUCUGAGAAGAUCACUGCCCUCACAGACUUCGCUUAUCUCUGCCGAUCGGGAUCUGCUGCGGACACACAGACAGUCUCCACCUAUGCACGCUACUACCUCUCGCAACACCAGAUGGAGUUGGGCAAGCCCACGGAUGUGAAGACGGUGGCGAAUGUCGUCAAGCAGAUCAGCUACCACAACAAGAACAUGCUAUCAGCGGGCAUGAUAGUGGGCGGGUGGGACCAGUACGACGGGGCGUCAGUGUACGCACUGCCGCAGGGAGGCACGCUGCUCAAGGCGCCCUUCGCCAUUGGGGGCUCUGGCUCCUCGUACCUCUUUGCGUUCUGCGAUGCCACCUUCAAGGAGGGCAUGAGCCAGGAGGAGGCGGAGGCCUAUGUAGUCAAGGCAGUGUCACUAGCCAUGGCUCGCGACGGGGCGAGUGGGGGAUGCGUGCGCACCGUCACGAUUGACAAGGAGGGAGCGACCAAGAAGUUUCACCCAGGGGACAAGCUGCAGCUCUUUUGGGAUGAGAUGCCCGCACAGGAGUCCUUCCUCAAGCCGCUCGUUCCCGCAUCUUCGUAG
Messenger RNA from Closterium sp. Yama58-4, 2853 nucleotides. The record is from the annotation of a GenBank genome assembly. NCBI's taxonomy places the organism in Eukaryota, Viridiplantae, Streptophyta, Zygnematophyceae, Desmidiales, Closteriaceae.